Molecule: messenger RNA, 3924 nt
Organism: Cryptomeria japonica (Japanese cedar)
Lineage: Eukaryota; Viridiplantae; Streptophyta; Pinopsida; Cupressales; Cupressaceae
Product: mannosylglycoprotein endo-beta-mannosidase
Exons: 12
Coding region: 576-3497 (973 amino acids)
Biological process (GO): carbohydrate metabolic process
Molecular function (GO): hydrolase activity, hydrolyzing O-glycosyl compounds
Source: RefSeq, a predicted model, not a curated record
UGGGGGCAGAAAUUAGCUGGGCACCAGAUUAAGCUCAACAGUUUUUAUGUUUGAACUUGGCUGCAGCAACGGCCACGAAUCUCGACUUGUACGUUGGAAGGCGUUGAAGUUGAAGCUACGAUCUUAAAUAUAGAUUAAAAUAGCUUCAUAUCCACAUCCAGCCCCGGAACAAAAGUUACAUCCAAACGUUCUUUGUCAUAUUUUCAUCUGUCACUGGUGAUGACAUUAUUCCACAAGCAGUAAGAAAAUGCUAAACAUCUAUCCAUUGCGCCGGCACUUGAUGACUUAUCCCUAUCCUCAAUUUAUUGGGAUCAACAGAGUUGCAGAGCUAUACAGUACCUAGCAUUAAUUUUUCUUUUACUCUCUUAGUUUGGACUUGAUUUCAAUUUUAGAGCGAUGAAGGUUUGAGAUUUUGGGUAUUGGCUAGGGUAAAGUACGUGACUUGAGCUGAAGGAGUCAUUUCCAAUAUCUGUGUACAUUUUUGGCAAUCACGGUAAUCACUAAUCGAAGCGGCAUUAUUGUUUUCAGAGAUUUUUGAUUGCACAAAGGCAAAGGAGGCUAAGAGGAAGAUAAAAAUGAAGCUGGAUUCUGGUUGGAUAGCAGCUAGAUGGAAGGAAGUAAGCUAUUCAGGAGAGGAGCUGACUACAACUCAUCCUCCUUCGCAAUCCAUAAAGCCAUGGAUGGAGGCACUCGUACCAGGAACUGUUUUGGGGACCCUUUUGAAAAACAAGCUAAUACCUGAUCCCUUCUAUGGAUUGGAGAAUGAGGCUAUACUUGAUAUUGCUGAUUCAGGAAGAGAAUACUACACUUUUUGGUUCUUCACAAGAUUUCAAGCUCAUAUGUCUGGAAAUGCACAUGCAUGGCUGAAUUUCAGAGGCAUUAAUUACUCUGCGGAGGUCUACUUAAAUGGACACAAGAAUGUAUUGCCAAAGGGUAUGUUCCGGAGGCACACAUUAGAUGUUACAGAUAUUCUUCAUAGUGAUGGAGACAACUUUCUUGCGGUUCUUGUUUAUCCACCUGAUCAUCCGGGAUGUAUUCCAAUCGAAGGAGGCCAAGGUGGAGAUCAUGAUAUUGGUAAAGAUGUGGCAACGCAAUAUGUUCAGGGCUGGGAUUGGAUGGCCCCUAUAAGGGAUAGAAAUACAGGCAUUUGGGAUGAGGUCUCCAUUUCAUUUACUGGGCCAGUAAAAAUAUCUGAUCCCCACCUAGUUUCAUCAUUUUUUGAUGACUUAAAGAGAGUAUACUUGCACACAACAGCCGAGUAUACAAAUGCAAGUUCACUAGCUGCAGAUUGCACCCUAAAGGUGCAAGUUUCAAUUGAAUUGGAGGAUGGGAUGUGUUUGAUUGAGCAUGUUGAGACACAAGAGUUAGCAAUUCCAGGUGGCACCAGUGUUUUAUUUACUUUUCAACCACUUUUCUUUUAUAGGCCAAACUUAUGGUGGCCAAAUGGCUUGGGUAAACAAGCCUUAUACAAAGUGGACAUCACUGUUGAUGUAAAAGGGUAUGAAGAGUCAGAUUCUUGGAGUCAAUUAUUUGGAUUUCGAAAGAUUGAUAGUCAUAUAGAUCCUGCAACUGGAGGAAGAUUAUUUAAAGUAAAUGGAGAACCUGUAUUUAUUCGAGGAGGAAAUUGGAUACUAUCUGAUGGCUUGCUACGGCUUUCAGAGAAACGGUAUGAAACAGAUAUAAAGUUCCAUGCUGAAAUGAAUUUUAAUAUGAUUCGUUGUUGGGGUGGAGGAUUGGCAGAGCGUCCAGAAUUUUAUCAUUAUUGUGAUGUAUAUGGUUUGCUGGUGUGGCAAGAGUUUUGGAUAACUGGAGAUGUUGAUGGGCGUGGCAUACCUGUUUCGAAUCCAGAUGGGCCAAUGGAUCAUAAUCUAUUUCUUGAUUGUGCGAGGGAUACAAUCAAGCUCUUGCGCAACCAUGCAAGCUUGGCCUUAUGGGUUGGAGGUAAUGAGCAACACCCACCAGAGGACAUUAAUACAGCUCUGAAGAAUGACCUUAAGCUGCAUCCUUUCUUUAAGUUACCUGGAGUUGACACAAAUUUGAUGGAUUCACAUUCGUGGACCAAAUCUUAUGAAGAUCCUAGCCGAUACCUGGAUGGGACUCGUUUAUACAUCCAGGGAUCAUUAUGGGAUGGAUUUGCAAAUGGAAAAGGAGAUUUUACAGAUGGACCAUAUGAAAUCCAGUAUCCAGAAGACUUUUUCAAGGACAACUUUUACAAAUAUGGGUUUAAUCCAGAGGUAGGUUCUGUAGGGAUUCCAGUUGCAGCCACCAUAAGAAGAUCAAUGCCUCAAGAAUCAUGGCAAAUCCCGCUCUUUCAGCUCUCAAAUGGCUACAUUAUUGAAGUGCCAAAUCCUGUUUGGGACUAUCACAAGUAUAUACCAUAUUCUAAACCAGGAAAGGUCCAUAAUCAAAUUGUAAUGUAUGGAGAGCCAAAGAGCCUAGAUGAUUUCUGUGAAAAGGCACAACUUGUUAACUAUAUUCAGUAUAGGGCACUUUUGGAAGGGUGGACAUCACGGAUGUGGACAAAAUAUACGGGUGUCCUAAUUUGGAAAACACAAAACCCCUGGACGGGUCUAAGGGGUCAAUUUUAUGACCAUUUUCAUGAUCAGACUGCAGGAUUCUAUGGGGCCCGUUCGGCUGCAGAGCCUAUUCAUGUUCAACUAAAUCUAGCAACAUAUUUUGUUGAGAUUGUGAAUACGACAUCAAGCCCCCUCUCAGGAGUUAUAGUUGAUACAUCAGUAUGGGAACUGGAAGGGAGCUGCCCAUACCACAAACUCAGUAAAAGCAUAUCAGUGCCACCAAAAAAAACACUUCCAAUAUUUGAAAUGGAGUAUCCAAAGACAAAGAAUGCAAAGCCAGUUUAUUUUCUUGUCCUUAAGCUUCUAGAUAAGUCGAACUCAAACAUUUUAUCUAGGAACUUUUAUUGGCUCCAUUUGGCAGGAGGAGACUACAAGCCACUAGAGGCAUAUAGAUCUAAAAGAGUUCCAAUACGGACAUCUGCCAAAGUAACUUUGGUAGGACAAACAUAUAAAGCUGAAAUGAAAGUGCACAACCUCUCAAAAAUAUCACUAUCCGAAGGUCAGUCUUUCCUUAAUAUUGAACACCAUCACAACCAACAGGGACCCAUUAAGAUUGAGAAUAGUAAUACGAAACUGGAACCUGUAAAUGAGAAAACGGAGGGACUUCUUUCAAGGAUAUCAAGUCUUGUGCAUGCAAGGAAGGAAAAACAAAUGCAUGUGGAGACCAAGGGGGACCACUCAGGUGUUGCAUUUUUUCUUCAUUUUGCUGUACAUGCUACUACCAAGAAUCCCAAAACAGGAGAAGACGAACGCAUACUCCCUGUCCAUUACUCAGACAACUACUUCUCUUUAGUUCCUGGUGAGGUGUUGCCCAUUGAUAUUACAUUUGAAGUCCCUACAGGUACAGUACCGAAGAUUGUUCUUCAAGGCUGGAACACAAAUGGACAUUCACUGGCAGUGCAAGUAAAUAGACUUGAAUAGAUUUGUAGUAUACCAGAUUUUUACCAUACUGCACCAUAUUUCCCAUACUAUCAAUUUUUUUCAUAAUCUGUGCAUGUCAGUCCUGAAAUUGCAGCAGCGAUUUAUUAAAAAAUCCAUCUAGUAGGAUGGCUUGGUUAUUAAGUAUCCCCCAUCAGAAUUCAAUAAAGGAGCACAAGAUGUAAAGAAUCAUGUCUGGCUUAUUGCCGCGAAUGGAAAUGGAUGGCAGCAAAUAAUAUUGAAAUAUAUAUAAGUCCAGGGGAGAUCCAAACCCUGGAGGGUAAUCGAGGUUCUGAAAUAAUCAGUAACCGGAUUCUGUCAUGAUUUUAGAUGCUAAAUAAUUGAUUUGAUUAGCAGGAGGGUUGUUGUAAUCAUGGUAGCAGAAUUCUUAAAAACUUCAUGAUUGAUCACAAGUAAUUGUUUUACCACA